Molecule: messenger RNA, 1878 nt
Organism: Heterocephalus glaber (naked mole-rat)
Lineage: Eukaryota; Metazoa; Chordata; Mammalia; Rodentia; Bathyergidae
Source: RefSeq, a predicted model, not a curated record
UGAUUGGCUGUCUGGAGCGCAGCUUGAUGGCGUCAAACCAGGCAAGCGACCGUCUCGGACAGUGCCCCGGGGCGAAGGCUACCUGCGUGAGAAGGCUGGUUGCGGAGCUUGCGAUGGCCUUGGAGAGCUAAGGCUCCAGCCCUCCUUACAUUUAUACAUGAGUUUCCUAAUCGAUUCCAGCAUCGUAAUUACCUCCCAGAUACUUUUUUUUGGAUUUGGGUGGCUUUUCUUCAUGCGCCAAUUGUUUAAGGACUAUGAGGUGCGUCAAUAUGCUGUACAGGUGAUCUUCUCUGUGACUUUUGCAUUUUCUUGUACCAUGUUUGAGCUUAUCAUCUUUGAAAUCUUAGGAGUACUGAAUAGCAGCUCCCGUUAUUUUCACUGGAAAAUGAACUUGUGUGUAAUUCUGCUGAUCCUAAUUUUCAUGGUACCUUUUUACAUUGGCUAUUUUGUUGUGAGCAACAUCCGACUAUUGCAUAAACAGCGACUGCCUAUUUCCUGUCUCUUAUGGUUGACAUUUAUGUAUUUCUUCUGGAAACUGGGAGAUCCAUUUCCCAUUCUCAGCCCAAAGCAUGGGAUCUUGUCCAUAGAACAGCUUAUCAGCCGAGUAGGUGUGAUUGGGGUGACUCUAAUGGCUCUGCUUUCUGGAUUUGGUGCUGUCAACUGCCCAUACACAUACAUGUCCUACUUCCUCAGGAAUGUGACUGACACAGAUAUUCUAGCCCUAGAACGGCGACUGCUUCAAACCAUGGAUGUGAUCAUAAGCAAAAAGAAAAGGAUGGCAAUGGCACGGAGAACUAUGUUCCAGAGGGGAGAGGUGCAUAACAAGCCAUCGGGAUUCUGGGGAAUAUUAAAGAGUGUUACUACUUCAGCUCCAGGAAGUGAAAUGCCAGAUCUUACUCUUAUUCAACAGGAAGUGGAUGCUUUGGAAGAACUAAGCAGGCAGCUUUUUCUUGAAACAGCUGAUCUAUAUGCAACCAAGGAAAGAAUAGAAUAUUCCAAAACUUUCAAAGGAAAAUAUUUUAAUUUUCUGGGUUACUUUUUCUCCAUUUACUGUGUUUGGAAAAUUUUCAUGGCAACCAUCAAUAUUGUUUUUGAUCGAGUUGGGAAAACUGAUCCUGUCACAAGAGGCAUUGAGAUCACUGUGAAUUACCUAGGAAUUCAGUUUGAUGUGAAGUUCUGGUCCCAACACAUUUCCUUCAUUCUAGUCGGAAUAAUCAUUGUCACAUCCAUCAGAGGAUUGCUGAUCACUCUUACUAAGUUCUUUUAUGCCAUCUCAAGCAGUAAGUCCUCCAAUGUCAUUGUCCUGCUAUUAGCGCAGAUAAUGAUUGGUUUGAUUUUCAGGGCAUGUACUUUGUCUCCUCCGUACUGCUGAUCCGAAUGAGUAUGCCACUAGAAUAUCGCACCAUAAUCACGGAAGUCCUUGGAGAACUGCAAUUUAACUUCUAUCACCGUUGGUUUGAUGUCAUCUUCCUGGUCAGCGCCCUUUCCAGCAUAUUAUUCCUCUAUUUGGCUCACAAACAGGCACCAGAGAAGCAUAUGGCACCUUGAACUCGAGAUUACAGACUGUUAGAAACCAGGAUCAGCAGAAUUUGAGUCUGAGGAAAAGCAAUGGAGGGGACCAGGGCCUGCUACCUCCAGCAUACACCUUUCUCAGGUGGUACUAUGAUACGUAGCAUUGGCCAGAACAGGAGAAGGAGAAGUAACUCGAGACAGUACUCAGCAGCAAGCAUGCAAAAGUAGUGAGGGCAGGGCCAGAGGGGACUGAGACUGUACUGGAACCAUUACAUGUCUAUAGUAACUGGGCCAGACGUUCAGGUGGGCAAGGUUAUGGCUUUUCCUUAAGCGUGACUGUCAUUAAAGUCAGACUGUAACACUUGG